Molecule: messenger RNA, 660 nt
Organism: Triticum turgidum subsp. durum (durum wheat)
Lineage: Eukaryota; Viridiplantae; Streptophyta; Magnoliopsida; Poales; Poaceae
Source: the annotation of a GenBank genome assembly
AUGGUGUUGCUGGCUCCGGCGACGGUAGGCGCCGAGCAGGAGGAUGGGGCCAAAACCAUCGCCACCCUGCAGGUGGAGGAGGAGGUGGGCUCGCAUGCCCAUGACCACGGCAACGACGAUUGCGACGACAAGUGCACCUAUUACCAAGAUCUGGCCAGGAGACAGUUCUGUGUGGACCAGUGCCACAGCCAGCAGCAUCACCAUCCUAGCAGAGAAGACUGCGAGUUGAAGUGCCAACACUGGCAAGACCCAACAAGAAAGGAACAAUGCGUGCAGCAGUGCAUGAGCUUUGGCCUCAACCUCCAUGUGGGUGGCAGCAGCAGCGUGGACGAGCGCCCUCAUGCCUUGGAGGAGGAGGUCGGCUCGCAUGCCCAUGACCAUAGCAACGAUGAUUGCGACGACAAGUGCGCCUAUUACCAAGAUCUGGCCAGGAGACAAUUCUGUGUGGACCAGUGCCACAGCCAGCAGCAUCACCAUCCUAGCAGGGAAGACUGCGAGUUGAAGUGCCAACAUUGGCAAGACCCAACAAGAAAGGAACAAUGCGUGCAGCAGUGCAUGAGCUUUGGCCUCGACCUCCAUGUGGGUGGCAGCAGCAGCGUGGACGAGCACCUCCGCGGCUGGGAAGCGGUGGCCGGAACCAUCAUCGAGGAGGUGGUGUGA